AUGAAUAGAAACAAAGUCUUCACAAAGGCUCCGAAAAAACCAUACGUAAGUUCGAAAACAUCAGAUCGUCGGCAAGCUGCAGGAUCAAGUGUUUAUUUACAAAGACAAAAACAACAAGCAUCGCAAAUACCACCUGAAGUCAUAAAUCAGCUGAAAUCCUCGAGUGGCCCUUCGAAUUCAAAGGCCGUGCUUAGACAUGACCCCAAAACUGGCAAGACUUGGUAUGAUGCCACAUUAACCGAUUGGGAUCCUAGUCACUAUCGAUUAUUUGUAGGUAAUGUAGGAGAUGAUGUUACAGAGGAACUGCUCAUCCAAACGUUCAUGAAGUAUAAAUCAUUAUCCAAAGUGAAAAUACCGAAGGAGGAGGGAAAGGACGGUAACAAAGGAUAUGCUUUUCUCAGCUUUGCCGAUGCAAAAGAUUAUUUACACUGCUACAAAGAAAUGAAUGGGAAAUAUGUCGGGAGUAAACCGAUAACUUUAGAACGAGCAAAGACCGAAAUAGGUGAUGUUGUUAAAGUAAACAAAAGCAGUAUUAAGAGAACCAGCAUCAAAAAAAGGUAUUGA
Pichia kudriavzevii is the source of this 564-nucleotide messenger RNA. RefSeq lists its product as uncharacterized. The transcript has a single exon. The coding region runs from base 1 to 564 and encodes 187 amino acids. The record is from RefSeq and is a predicted model, not a curated record. Lineage: Eukaryota; Fungi; Ascomycota; Pichiomycetes; Pichiales; Pichiaceae. Gene Ontology annotation, molecular function: mRNA binding.